Messenger RNA from Gongylonema pulchrum, 689 nucleotides. The record is from the annotation of a GenBank genome assembly. NCBI's taxonomy places the organism in Eukaryota, Metazoa, Nematoda, Chromadorea, Rhabditida, Gongylonematidae.
AUGAAAAUGUCGCUGGAGCGUAAAGCACGUGAUGCGGAAUUUUGGGCGCAUCGCAUAAUGCAGGAAACCGAACGGCACAAUUAUGAUUCGUACAUAUGCCGUGCGCAUCUGUACGAUUUGGAGCGAGGCUGGACACAGGAUUGGGGACUACCAGCAUGCGGCCUGCCAGUUACUCCACGAUAUAUGAGCCAUCAGCGUCUGUUGUCGUCGUCAAGCUGCGGGGAAGGUAACGGUUAUGUGCAGUAUCCGGAUGACGAAGCCAGCUAUGCAGCAGCCAUUGCACCACUGGUCAAAGCCCAAUCACCGUCAUUAUCGCUAUCGCCUUUUUUGCGAAAACCAACCGGCAUAAACUAUCCGCCUCCUGAUCCAUCCAGUAAUCAGAUGAUCCCUACUGAUCUUGUGGCAUUGCGAUCGGAAAUCGAGAAAUCCAGAGCUGAUUAUAACGAGAAGAAAAAGAGCCUGCAGGAGAAGAUGAACGAAUUUCGAAAUGAAAUUGAAAGUCUGAAAGUUGAAGAGCGGCAGUCGGAGCACGAUCGAAUUCAUGCUGCCAAUGUGCAAUUGGGUAUUGAUAAAUACUCAACACUUCGAAAGUCAUCGGCAGAAUUGCAUACAUUCCACGGUCACAAGGUGAUUUACGUUUUGAGCAAAAAAUCAAGCUUGUUUGCUGUGUGUUGUGCGAUUGAAUAACA